Molecule: messenger RNA, 1194 nt
Organism: Dovyalis caffra
Lineage: Eukaryota; Viridiplantae; Streptophyta; Magnoliopsida; Malpighiales; Salicaceae
Source: the annotation of a GenBank genome assembly
AUGCACGCUUCUCUAAACAUAGCUGAAACCGACUUUUUGGACCAAUACUGUGGAAAUGUAGGUAACUACACUACCAACAGCAAUUUCCAAAGAAACCUGAACAGUCUGCUGUCUUCCCUGAAUUCCAAUUCCCAAAUUGACUACGGAUUUUACAACCUAUCUGUUGGCCAAACUGGCCCUGACAAAGCAAAUGCAAUUGCAAUUUGCAGAGGAGAUAUUGGAGAAGAGGAAUGUCGAAGUUGUAUUAGAAAUUCUACGGGUAAGAUCUUACAGGUUUGUCCUAACCAGAAAGAGGCAUUUGGAAUUUCUGAAACCUGUAUUCUACGAUACUCCAACAAAUCCACAUUUGGUGUCAUGGAAGACUAUCCAGUGUCCAUCCUUGUGAACUCGAAAAACGCCACAGAUGUGAAUCAGUUCAAUCAGGCUCUUCAAACAUUAAUGAGUAGACUUCGAAGCACAGCUGCAUCAGGGAACUCUCUCCGGAAGUUUGCGACAGGAAAUGGAACUGCUGGAUUUGACACGAUAUUUGGACUUGUUCAAUGCACACCUGAUUUAUCUGAGGAGCAGUGUGAUGAUUGCCUCGCCGGGGCCAUUCGGGAGAUUGCAGCAUGUUGUGGUGGACAGAUUGUAGGAAAACAAGGAGCAAGAAUUACAACACCAAGCUGCAAUAUCAGGUAUGAAGUCUACCGUUUCUUUGGAGUUACACCUUCCAUACCCCAGGGCCCGACUCUGCCAUCGCCACAAGCACAACCAGUAGCUCCUCCUCCUCCUCCAGCAGAAGCCACAUCAGUUUUCGCUGGCAAGAAGAGCAACAAAGCCCGAACUAUCAUUCUCAUAACAGUUCCAACUGUCACGAUUACGUGGAGAAAUUGGAGGGAAGGCACAGCUUUGAAUGUUAUAGACCCUGCCUUGAGCAAGGGCUCAAGAACUGAAAUGAUGAGGUCCAUCCAUAUUGGGUUACUCUGCGUUCAGGAAAAUAUAGCUGAUAGACCAACUAUGGCUUCAAUUGUUCUAAUGCUAAGCAGCUAUUCUCUUACUAUGCCAACACCAUCUCAACCACCAUUUCUUACGAACAGCAACACAAAUCAAUCAAAUAUGUCAUCUUCAAUGGACUAUAAUUCAAGGGUGACUAAUUCCUCAGAGGCCCAAGCUGAAGUGCUCCCAUUUUCAGCAAAUGAGGCAUCAAUUACUUAG